UCAGUCUUUUUUGGCUCAAGAUUGGAAAUUUUGAGUUGGGUUCGUUUCUGUUGCUUUUGUUGUGUUGAUUUUCAGGUCUAGUGGUGAAUUUUGAUGUUUUAGGGUAUUUUAUGGUGUUUUGGAUGUGGGAAUUCUUUGCCCAAAUGUGGGUUUUUAUGUUUUUCUUGUGGUUGCUGAACAUAAUUUUGUCUCUUAUUUGAAGUUUGUUACUGUUGCGUUGUUUUCUGGUUAGGGAUUUGCAUAAUUAUUCCAUUCAAAAGUCUGCUAUGAAAAUCUGAAGCAAGGUUUUUGGGUAUUGAUCAUAAUGCUGUUUAGACCUACAGAACACUUGUGUUUCUUGUGGUUACCUCUGAGGCAGAGAGGAGAACUGAGAUCUCUCGGACACAUGGAUCAGAAGCUUUCAACAGAUGCAGUGAACCGUAAAAAUGGCAACUAUGUUCUUAUUGGUGGUCCAGAGAACCCGGAGUUGGAAAAGUUCGACAAACCACUUCCUUAUUGUGGUUGUGGAAUUGGAUGGUUUUCAUUUCUGCUUGGAUUUGUAUUUCCAGUGAUGUGGUACUAUGCUGCAUUUCUCUACUUCUGGAAAUAUUAUGAUAAAGAUCCGAGGGAACGAUCUGGGCUCGGCGCUUCAGCAGUAGCUGCUUUGGUAUGUACAGUUGGUGUCUUGGUAGCUGCAACUGUCAUUGGUACUAAAUCCUUGCUGCCAUAAAAGUGGCAUCAAAUGAAUAUCCCAAAGAUGAUGUUUAGAUCCAGCUGUCCUCCCAUCAUUAUCUUAUGGCCAACAACGCAAAACUGGCAUCAUGGAAUGUUAAGGUACUAGUUUCUGAAGAUUGUCAGGCUCUAUGUAAUUAGUUUGCAUGAUGCAAACCCUGUACAGUAGCGUGCUACGGCUUUAGCUCCCAUUUAGUGGGAUAUUUAUGUACAGACAAAUUGUAGAAUAGUAGUACUUAAUUACAACAUAUUAGAGAGAAACUUUCUUUUGACAUAUUGCUCGAUCUCUUUUGUGAAGCAACUGAAGUCAAAGUGCUAGAAGCUGCCACUUUAAUCCUUUUAUGUGUAGUUCAUAUUUGGUCCAUUGGUAAUUAUCAGCAGCUUAAAUAUAAUUCCAUUAUAUU
Argentina anserina (silverweed cinquefoil) is the source of this 1115-nucleotide messenger RNA. Its product is annotated as 60S ribosomal protein L18a-like protein. The record is from RefSeq and is a predicted model, not a curated record. Lineage: Eukaryota; Viridiplantae; Streptophyta; Magnoliopsida; Rosales; Rosaceae. The coding region runs from base 305 to 709 and encodes 134 amino acids. The transcript has 5 exons.